Messenger RNA from Ficedula albicollis (Collared flycatcher), 1502 nucleotides. RefSeq names its product LIM homeobox 9 (gene LHX9). Gene Ontology annotation, cellular component: nucleus. The coding region runs from base 30 to 1022 and encodes 330 amino acids. NCBI's taxonomy places the organism in Eukaryota, Metazoa, Chordata, Aves, Passeriformes, Muscicapidae. Gene Ontology annotation, molecular function: RNA polymerase II transcription regulatory region sequence-specific DNA binding; DNA-binding transcription factor activity, RNA polymerase II-specific. The transcript is spliced from 5 exons. The record is from RefSeq and is a predicted model, not a curated record. Gene Ontology annotation, biological process: regulation of transcription by RNA polymerase II; neuron differentiation.
GGAUGAUCUAAAGACUCUGGGGUCUGUAUAUGGAAAUAGUGGGGUGCAGAGCAGAAGAAAAUACUUGUCCUUUCCGUCCCCCAGCCAUGCUUUUCCACGGGAUCUCCGGAGGCCACAUCCAAGGAAUCAUGGAGGAGAUGGAGAGGCGAUCCAAGACCGAGUCCCGCCUGGCCAAAGGGGGACAGAUGAACGGCCGUGAUACGAACAUGCCCCCCAUGAGCCCCGAGAAGCCUGCUUUGUGUGCUGGUUGUGGAGGGAAGAUCUCAGACAGAUAUUACCUGCUGGCUGUUGACAAACAAUGGCACCUCAGGUGUCUUAAGUGCUGUGAAUGUAAACUGGCUUUGGAGUCAGAACUCACCUGCUUUGCCAAGGACGGCAGUAUUUACUGCAAGGAGGAUUACUACAGAAGGUUCUCCGUGCAGAGAUGUGCCCGCUGCCACCUUGGGAUCUCAGCCUCUGAAAUGGUCAUGAGAGCCAGGGAGUCGGUUUAUCACCUGAGCUGCUUCACCUGCACCACCUGCAACAAGACUCUGACCACGGGCGAUCACUUUGGCAUGAAGGACAACCUGGUUUACUGCAGGGCCCACUUCGAGUCCCUUUUGCAAGGAGAAUACCCUCCUCAGCUGAGCUACACUGAGCUGGCCGCCAAGAGCGGAGGACUGGCCCUGCCUUACUUCAACGGCACCGGCACGGUCCAGAAGGGGAGGCCCAGGAAACGAAAGAGCCCUGCCUUGGGAGUGGACAUCGUCAGCUACAACUCAGGUUGUAAUGAGAAUGAGGCAGAUCACCUGGACAGAGACCAGCAGCCUUAUCCCCCAUCCCAGAAAACAAAGCGCAUGCGUACCUCCUUCAAACACCACCAGCUCCGUACCAUGAAGUCCUACUUUGCUAUCAACCACAACCCAGAUGCCAAGGACCUCAAGCAGCUUGCCCAGAAAACAGGCCUGACCAAGAGAGUUCUGCAGGGAGAACAAAUCAUGGGGCAUUACAGCCAAACAUCCCGACGUUUGAAAAUUCCCUAAAGUAUUAAAAGAAGGGGAAAAGUUUGAUCGGAAAUCCACUGCAGUGAAGACAAAGACAAUAUUAGGUUAUGAUAAUCAUACAUUUAAAAAUCUAUUGAGCCAAAAAAUAAAAAAUAAAAGACUCGAUGUAAUUUCCUGAAUGUUAACAAAACAUACGUUAUUUUAUGGUGUCUAAUUAACAGAACUGAAGGCUUCAACAAAUUGUGUGGUAUCAAAAAAAAUUUAGAGAACCUAUGUAUAAAACCAGAGCAACCUGGCAGCAAUCUACCCAGCCCAUAUUCGAAGAAACCUUUUCUUUUUUUUAACAAAUCACAUUUGUCAAGCACAAGUACUUGUAAAAUAAAAUCUGAGUGCAUUCAUUCCACUUGCUUGCUAAUGUGUACUAGUCAUAUCUGUUAAAUGGAUUUUUGUAAAUUCAAGGAGAACUUUUCACUCAUCUGAGAUCAUAGGAAUCAAAACCCAGUAACUUUAGUACUAUUG